This is a messenger RNA of Ananas comosus (pineapple), 1677 nucleotides long. RefSeq names its product histone-binding protein MSI1 homolog. Gene Ontology annotation, cellular component: nucleus. Gene Ontology annotation, biological process: regulation of gene expression. Bases 127 to 1404 code for a protein of 425 amino acids. Gene Ontology annotation, molecular function: histone binding. Lineage: Eukaryota; Viridiplantae; Streptophyta; Magnoliopsida; Poales; Bromeliaceae. The transcript has 6 exons. The record is from RefSeq and is a predicted model, not a curated record.
UCCAACGAAACCCUCGAAAGCCUUUCUUGCUCUCCUCCUGCGGCCCUUGACUCUUCGUCCCUGUUCCCGCCCCUUUCGCUCCAAAAUCCCCCAUAAUCGCGAGGAAGAGACGCAAGGAGCUCAGCAAUGGCGAAGGAUGACGAGGAGUUCCGGGGCGAGAUCGAGGAGCGUCUGAUCAACGAGGAGUACAAGAUAUGGAAGAAGAACACCCCGUUCCUCUACGACCUCGUCAUCACCCACGCGCUCGAGUGGCCCUCGCUCACGGUGCAGUGGCUCCCCGAUCGCGAGGAGCCCCCGGGGAAGGACCAUUCCGUGCAGAAGAUGAUCCUCGGGACCCACACCUCCGACAACGAGCCCAACUACCUCAUGCUAGCCCAGGUCCAGCUGCCACUCGAGGACGCCGAGAACGACGCGCGCCAGUACGACGACGAGCACGGCGAGAUCGGCGGCUUCGGCUGCGCCAGCGGAAAGGUGCAAAUAGUUCAGCAAAUAAAUCAUGAUGGAGAGGUCAAUCGAGCCCGCUAUAUGCCGCAAAAUCCCUUUAUAAUUGCAACUAAGACAGUCAGUGCAGAGGUUUAUGUUUUUGAUUACAGCAAGCAUCCAUCAAAGCCGCCUCUAGAUGGCGCGUGUAAUCCUGAUUUAAGGUUGAGGGGCCACAACUCCGAAGGUUAUGGUUUGUCUUGGAGCGUCUUCAAGGAAGGUCACUUAUUGAGUGGUUCUGAUGAUGCUCAAAUAUGCUUGUGGGAUAUCAAAGCAAAUAGUAAAGGCAAAGUCCUUGAUGCUCUUCAGACUUUCAAGGUUCAUGAUGGUGUUGUUGAGGAUGUUGCAUGGCACUUAAGGCAUGAAUACUUGUUUGGCUCAGUUGGUGAUGACCAUUAUUUGCUGAUCUGGGACCUACGUACGCCUGCCUCCAACAAGCCUAUCCAAUCUGUGGCGGCACAUCAAGGUGAGGUUAAUUGCUUGGCUUUCAAUCCCUUUAACGAGUGGGUAGUGGCAACAGGCUCAACCGACAAGUCUGUCAAAUUAUUCGACCUUCGGAAGAUAAAUACUCCCCUUCAUUCCUUUAACUGUCACAAAGAGGAAGUUUUCCAAGUUGGCUGGAGCCCCAACAAUGAGACCAUACUAGCAUCCUGCUGCCUUGGUAGGAGACUAAUGGUUUGGGAUCUUAGCAGAAUCGACGCAGAACAAACACCAGAGGAUGCAGAGGAUGGCCCACCGGAACUACUUUUCAUCCACGGUGGUCACACUAGCAAGAUAUCGGACUUCUCAUGGAACCCUUGUGAGGACUGGGUCAUCGCAAGCGUCGCAGAGGACAACAUCCUUCAGAUUUGGCAGAUGGCCGAGAACAUCUACCAUGAUGAAGACGAUUUGCUGGUCGAAGAACCUCCUCCCAGAUCCUCUUAAGCAUAAAAAAGACUCUUUUCGAAGGAAUUAAAAGUCAUAAAUGGGAAGUUAAAAAAAAUGAUAGAAGUGGCUAGUUUAUGUGCUUUCCCUUUAUUUACGUUUUGUAAUUGAUGUAACUGGUCUAGCAACUAGUUUGCUGCUUUUCCUACUAAUUUCACCCAGGUAGGCUUUUCCUAUUACAGCUGCUGUGGUUAAAUUAUGUGUGUAUUUAACUGGCUAUUGAGUGGAUGAAUUUAUGUAUGAAAAAAAUUAGUCGCUGCAGGUUUAUCAAUA